GAUGGCUCUGUUCAGUCUCUGUCUCUGGGUCUCUCUGGUUGUACUGAUGAAUGCUGUGCUAGUUCGUGCAGACUGUUGGCUUAUAGAAGGAGAGAAAGGAUUUGUCUGGCUGGCAAUCUGUAGCCAAAAUCAACCCCCAUAUGAAGCCAUCCCACAGCACAUCAACAGCACGAUUGUGGACCUUAGAUUGAAUGAGAACAAGAUCAAAAGUAUUCAGUUUUCCUCGCUGAAUAGAUUCGGCAACUUGACCGAUCUGAACCUGACGAAAAAUGAUAUUUCCUACAUUGAGGAUGGAGCCUUUUCAGCCCAGUUUAACCUGCGUAUCUUACAACUCGGAUUCAACAGGCUUCAGAACCUCACCGAGGGCAUCCUCAGGGGGCUGGGCAGACUGGAAUAUCUCUACCUGCAGGCAAAUUUGAUUGAAAUCGUUAGUCCGAACACCUUUUGGGAAUGUUUGAGCAUAAUAAACAUUGACUUGUCCAUGAACCGCUUGCAGAGACUUGAGAGUUCCACUUUCACCGGGCUGAGCAAACUCUACGUGUGCGAGCUCUACAGUAAUCCGUUUUACUGUUCGUGUGAUUUGCUGGGUUUUCUCAAAUGGCUGGCAAUGUUUACCAACACCACCAGAAAUUACGAUCGCAUGCAGUGCGAAUCUCCCCCAGAAUUUGCUGGCUACGCUUUGCUGAGCCAAAGCCGGACCAGCCGCAGGAAUGCCUACAGCAUCCUUUCCUCCAAGUGUGAAGAAAAUUACAGGGUUGACUCCAAAGUCGCACUGAAUGUAUCGACCCCUAUUCCCACCACCACCACCACCACCACAGAAAGCCCUUGUGGAUCUGAAGACUGCGCGUCAGGCGAUGGAUCCUCCUCCAUCUUAUCCUCCCCGACCCCUUUCUUUAAUGGGAAACCAAUGAUCAACGUGCAAGACGUAACCGACAAUACAGCCUCCCUGCUGGUCCAUAUCCCGCACCGCUUUCGUAAAAUGUAUGUCCUGCUCCAAUACAACAACAACUUGUACACACACGUACAGAUCCUAAACAAGGAAGAGGAGAUCAUUAAAUUUGAUACUCUCAAGGCUCUCACUGAGUACACGUUUUGCGUGGCGUCUAUUCGGAAUGCAUUUAGAUAUAAUCACACCUGUGUUACUUUCUCUACACUGAGGCAGACUAAAGUUGUCGUGACAACGCCUUCCACUGCCACACACUACAUUAUGACUAUCCUGGGCUGCCUCUUCGGGAUGGUCAUUGUUCUGGGGGUGGUCUAUUACUGCCUGAGGAAAAAGAGGCAGCAAAUGGAAAAGCAAAAGAAAUCAGGAAACAUCAAGAAGACCCUCAUUGAGCUGAAGUACGGAGGGGAAUUAGAGACGAGCACCAUCUCCCAGCUCUCCCAGAAGCCAAUUCCUCCCUGUGACAACAUGCCCAGGAUGCUUCUACCUUCCUCUGGAGACAUGGAACAGUAUAAAUCUAAGGACUUGAGUGAAACCCCCAAAACUGCCAAGGGCAACUACAUUGAGGUGAGGACAGGUGAUGCUCCAGACCGGAGAGAUGUGGAAGGGAGCCAAAUUGGGGAAAGUCAAAGUUCUACAGCUGAAAUCUCAACGAUAGCUAAGGAAGUGGAUAAAGUCAAUCAGAUCAUUAAUAACUGCAUAGAUGCCUUAAAGUCGGAGCCUGGCUCUUUCCAAGGGGGGAAGUCGGGGGCCAUGGCUUCUAUUGAUCCUCAAUUGUUAAUGAUUACUGAACAGACCCAGGGAAGAUCUGGCUUUCUGUCCCCUAUCUAUAAGGAAAGUUACCACCCGUUACAGAGGCACAGUAGUAUGGAUACAGCUCCCAAACGCUCGAGCACCUCUUCCAGCGGUUCCAUCCGAAGUCCAAGGUCAUUUCGGUCAGAGGCUUCCGCUGGUCCCACAUACAAAUCCGAGGCAAAAUACAUCGAAAAGACAUCUCCGACGACGGAGACCAUCAUGACUGUGAGCCCAGGUGUCAUUUUGAGAUCGGAGGCAGACAAGAUCCGACAAUACAGCGAACAUCGACACUCGUAUCCGGGGUCCCAUCAGGGGGAGCAGCAGCAAGAGGCACCGAGUCGGAAGCCUUCGAUUCUGGAACCGUUGACUCGACCCCGGAGGGAUCUCAUGUACUCCCAACUCUCCCCACAGUACCACAACCUCAGCUACUCCUCCAGCCCCGAAUACUCCAGUAAACCAUCCCAAGGGAUCUGGGAACGUUUCAAACUUCACAAGAAGCGACACAAAGAGGAUGAUGAGUACAUGGCAGCAGGUCACGCCCUGAGGAGGAAAGUCCAGUUUGCGAAGGAUGAGGAUUUGCACGAUAUCCUGGACUACUGGAAGGGGGUGUCCGCCCAGCACAAAUCCUGAUUCCUCAGCGACUGAGAGACUCAAUGGGACCAAAAGGAAACUGUAACACAACUGUUUUUAAUAUGACCAACUCAACUGUUCUUAACAAGAAAACGUUUCAUCUCACGUAUGUGAGUUUAU
This is a messenger RNA of Callorhinchus milii (elephant shark), 2488 nucleotides long. RefSeq names its product protein ELFN1-like. The record is from RefSeq and is a predicted model, not a curated record. Lineage: Eukaryota; Metazoa; Chordata; Chondrichthyes; Chimaeriformes; Callorhinchidae. Gene Ontology annotation, molecular function: protein binding. Gene Ontology annotation, cellular component: plasma membrane.